AUGUCUCAAGCUGGCGCUCCACUUACCGAUGAUGGGGACGGCAGCUAUUCCGGGCAAAAUCUGGUGCUGAUCCUGAGUAUCGUGACCUUGCUCGGCCUCGCCAUCUACAACUCUAUCGAGCUCGUCAUCCUCAUCCUCUGCACUUUCCGACACUGGCGAGGUCUGUAUUUCUGGAGUUUGCUGCUGAGUGGCUUGCUCGGCGUCGUUCCACAGGCCGUCAGCUUCCUACUAAAGGACCUGGCGCUGGCGCCACUCUGGUUUUCGCUUACCCUCUCCACCAUCGGCUGGUAUUUCAUGGUCACCGGCCAAGCCGUGGUGCUGUACUCACGACUCAAUUUACUGGUGAAUGAUCCCAGUGUCUUGCGCCGCGUGUUGAUCAUGAUUAUCACCAAUGCGAUCAUUCUUCACGUGCCGACCACUAUCCUCACUUACGGCUCUAAUUUCGCCAAAUCUAACAAUGCCGUCUGGCAACAUGGUUACGAUAUCAUGGAGCGCAUCGAGCUGGUCGGUUUCUCCGUGCAAGAGAUGGUUAUCUCUUAUCUCUACGUGGUGCAAGUUAUCCGAAACUUGCGCAUCGUCCCUCCAAACUCGCGCAUUCACAAAGUGCAUCGCAAAACCCUCUACUACGUUCUCGCCAUCAACGUCUUCCUCAUCCUUCUGGACGUGGUACUCCUCAUCAUGGAGUUCACCAAUCGCUACACCAUCCAGACAGCCCUCAAGUCCCUGGUGUACAGCAUCAAGCUCAAGCUUGAGUUUGCGGUUCUUAACCGCCUCAUCUGUCUCGUCCGGCCGGAGCAGGUCACUUCGGACGACUACUGGCAGCCCUCACCCAGUCCGAGUCCAAGGACACCGAACGGACUGGGUCAUGAGUUGACAGACUUCGGUGGGUUCUCAAGGGUCGAGUCCUGUGAUACUGCCGCACUGAGGCAUCCAAGGACGCAGGUUGUCCGGAUUAACAAGGCGUUUAAAUGA
Penicillium cataractarum is the source of this 972-nucleotide messenger RNA. RefSeq lists its product as uncharacterized. Bases 1 to 972 code for a protein of 323 amino acids. The transcript has a single exon. The record is from RefSeq and is a predicted model, not a curated record. Lineage: Eukaryota; Fungi; Ascomycota; Eurotiomycetes; Eurotiales; Aspergillaceae.